Messenger RNA from Heterocephalus glaber (naked mole-rat), 2842 nucleotides. RefSeq names its product cerebral endothelial cell adhesion molecule (gene Cercam). The record is from RefSeq and is a predicted model, not a curated record. NCBI's taxonomy places the organism in Eukaryota, Metazoa, Chordata, Mammalia, Rodentia, Bathyergidae.
CCGCCUCGGUGUUCGCGCUGUUGCUCUUGCUGGGGCCGCAGUUUCGAGCUUCAGGGGUCGCUGAGCCGCUGCUGCCCUCCGUGGUCUUGGCCAUCCUGGCUCGCAAUGCCGAGCACUCUCUGCCCCACUACCUGGGCGCGUUGGAGCGGCUGGACUACCCCCGGGCCAGGCUGGCCCUUUGGUGAGCUACCCGGAUGUGGGGACCCUCUGGGCAUGCAGCCCUCAGCCUCGCGGGCUACCCUGUGGCUCCCUCUCCGACGCAUCCCGACAGGGCCCUCCCCUCCCAGACGGGCCCUCUGCCACCCCAAGCCCAAGACAGGAUCCUGUCCCCGGGGGGUGGGCCAAGGACAGACGGCUAAGCCCACAGAUUCUACUCGGGACCCCCCCCCCUUCCGGCCCUCAACAGCUCCUCUUGGGCCUCCCUUGGGGCCAGUCGGGCCCAGACCUUCUUGCCCCAGCCCUCAUCCCAGACGGAACCCAGGGGACCCGUGGUUGGCUGUACUUGAAAUGGAGCAGACUGGACGCUCUUGGGUCCCCAGGGGCCGCGCGUGGCAGGGAUACCAGACUGGAAGUUCCUGGGAAGCAGGUGUGCCACAGACCACAAUGUAGACAACACCACGGCCAUGCUGCGGGAGUGGCUGGCGGCUGUGGGGCACCACUACGCAGCUGUGAUCUGGAGGCCCGAGGGGGAGCCCAGGUCCUACCCAGAUGAGGGGGGUCCCAAGCACUGGACCAGAGAAAGGCACCAGUUUCUGAUGGAGCUGAAGCAGGAAGCCCUGACAUUUGCCAGGGACUGGGGUGCUGACUACAUCCUGUUUGCAGACACCGACAACAUUCUGACCAACAACCGGACGCUGCGGUUGCUGACAGAGCAGGGGCUGCCCGUGGUGGCCCCGAUGCUGGACUCGCAGACCUACUACUCCAACUUCUGGUGUGGGAUCACCCCUCAGGGCUAUUACCGCCGCACAGCCGACUACUUCCCCACCAAGAACCGCCAGCGCCGGGGGUGCUUCCGGGUGCCCAUGGUCCACUCCACCUUCCUGGUGUCACUACGGGCUGAGGGGACGGCCCAGCUCGCCUUCUACCCCCCUCACCCCAACUACACAUGGCCCUUCGAUGACAUCAUUGUCUUUGCCUACGCCUGUGAGGCUGCUGGCGUCCCGGUCUACGUGUGCAACCAGCACCGGUACGGGUACAUGAACGUGGCCGUGGGUCCCCACGAGGGGCUGGAGAAUGAGAAGGUCAACUUCAUCCACCUGGUCUUGCAGUCGCUAGUGGACGGGCCCCCCAUGCAGGCCUCCGCUCAUGUGUCUUGGCCCCCGAAGAGGCCCAGCAAGCUGGGGUUUGAUGAGGUCUUCGUCAUCAGCCUGGCCCGCAGGCCUGGCCGCCGCCAGCGCAUGCUCAGCUCACUCUGGGAGAUGGAGAUCUCGGGGCGCGUGGUGGAUGCCGUGGACGGCCGGAUGCUCAACAGCAGCAUCCUCAGGAGGCUGGGCGUGGACCUGCUCCCUGGCUACCAGGACCCCUACUCGGGCCGCACACUGACCAAGGGCGAGGUGGGCUGCUUCCUCAGCCACUACUCCAUCUGGGAGGAGGUGGUCGCCAGGGGGCUGGCCCAGGUCCUGGUGUUCGAAGACGACGUCCGCUUUGAGAGGAACUUCCGGCAGCGGCUGGAAUGGCUGAUGGAGGAGGUGGCCGUGCAGAAGCUGGAGUGGGACCUGAUCUACCUCGGCCGGAAGCAGGUGAGCCCUGAAGAGGAGGUGGCCGUGGAGGGGAUGCCGGGCCUGGUGGUGGCCGGGUACUCAUACUGGACGCUGGCCUAUGCCCUGAGCCUGGCGGGUGCCCAGAAGCUGCUGGCCUCGCAGCCCCUUCGCCGCAUGGUGCCUGUGGACGAGUUCCUGCCCAUCAUGUUUGACCGGCACCCCAAUGAGCAGUACAAGGCGCACUUCUGGCCGCGGGACCUGAAGGCCUUCUCUGCCCAGCCGCUGCUCGCCGCCCCCACCCACUAUGCAGGGGACACCGAGUGGCUCAGUGACACAGAAACAUCUUCUCCUUGGGACGACGACAGUGGCCGCAUCAUCAGCUGGACUGGCUCUCAAAAGACCCUGCGCGACCCCCGCCUGGACCUGGCAGGAAGCAGGGGGCACAGCCUCCAGGCCCACCCCCGGGACGAGCUCUAGGUGCAGCCAGGACUGCAGUCCGGGGCCUGGGCCUACCCGGCUCUGACUGGGCUGUAGCGGGUCUGCUUCCAGCUCUGCUUCCUCCUCCGCCUCUGCCUCAUUUCUGUCCUUAGCUGUCUCCCUCUCCAGGUCCCUGGCUGUUGCUCUAUCUGAUUGCAUCAGGUCCUCUUUCUCUUCCCAUCCAGGCGUCCACUUCAGCAAGUCCCUUCGCUGGGCCUCUGGAUGUCCUGCCCCUCAGGGUCCCUGUCCCACCAGGCCAAGUGAUGCCUCCGGAGGAGACUGACUGCUGGCAGGAGCCAGGGAGCCAGCAGAGGACUGGCUGUCACCUUAGGCUUGGCCCCAUCUUAGUCAGGAGAAACCACUCAGAGACACAUCCCCGUCCCUUCCGGGGUCACACGGCCAGAAGGCAGGGCGCACUCAGGGUGGAGGGCAGGAGGUGGCUCCUCAGCCUUCAUGCAAGCUGGGCACACUGGGGCCUGUCCUACCUGAGGACACAGAAGCCGGGUCCCUGCCCUCUCGACCUCCCCUCUUCCCCUCCCUGACUCCAGGCUGUCUCCUGGGACCUCCUCCCCAGCCAGCGGGAAUUUCAGGGAGUGGGGUGGACUGGCAGGCUGUGGCUGGCACACAGUAGGCCCUCAAUAAAAGCCAGCUGCAUUUGCACUUUA